CAGCCACACUAAAAAACAAAAAAAAAAUAGCACAGCAAAAUAGACGUGCUGAGCAAAAGUCAGUUUCGAUAAAAUUGGGAUAUUGAGCUUGUUAUUUAUUGUGUGCUGGUCGAGCUCCUUGCUUCGACAAUCCCGGAAAGCGAUAGAGUGGAGCGACCUUGGAGUGGAUACCAACCAGGUGUAAUUUACGCAACGCACCACAAAAUCCGCAAAAUUGCACAGGGCCAACAACAACAGAAACAGGGAAGAGAACGGAGAAGAGCGAAGAGGAGAGGCGGAGAAAGGAGAACGGAGAGAACGGAGAACACAGAACAGAACAGAGAAGAGAGCCCGAAACAGAAGAACCAUCAUGGCGAACAUGGCAGUGUCUCGGAUCAAGCGGGAGUUCAAGGAGGUGAUGCGCAGCGAGGAGAUCGUCCAAUGUUCCAUCAAAAUCGAACUGGUCAACGACAGUUGGACGGAGCUGCGCGGCGAGAUCGCUGGUCCGCCCGACACGCCUUACGAGGGCGGCAAGUUUAUUCUGGAGAUCAAGGUGCCCGAGACAUAUCCCUUCAAUCCGCCAAAGGUACGCUUCAUAACGCGCAUCUGGCACCCGAACAUUUCAUCGGUGACAGGCGCUAUUUGCCUGGACAUUCUGAAGGACAACUGGGCCGCGGCGAUGACCCUGCGCACUGUCCUGCUGUCCCUACAGGCGCUCCUGGCUGCCGCCGAGCCGGAUGAUCCGCAGGACGCCGUGGUGGCAUAUCAGUUCAAGGACAAGUAUGACCUGUUCCUGCUGACCGCCAAGCACUGGACGAACGCAUAUGCGGGCGGUCCGCACACCUUUCCCGAUUGUGAUUCAAAGAUCCAACGUCUCAAGGACAUGGGUAUCGACGAGCAUGACGCGCGCGCCGUGCUCUCCAAGGAGAACUGGAACCUGGAGAAGGCCACAGAGGGCCUGUUUAGUUAGCUUGCCCCAGCCACGCAAUCACCAGUACCAUUCACGGCGGCGGCUUCACCAGCAACUUCAGCAUCAACCUCUCAGAUCGGCAACAAUGCUAAAUUCUAGUAAACACACAAAACCCACAAAAUGAUUAUCGUAAAUUUUGUCCACGAAAUGGCAUUGCCCUGUAAUUAUACCAAUAUUUUUUCUGUUCUUUAUAUUUUUAUGAAUAUUGUGCACCUUUUGCCGCUGGGUGGGUCACCAAAAGGUUGAGCCUAAGGCCAUGCCACCCGCCCCUCAAGCAUGUGUUAUGCAAUUGAACCCAGGGUUCCGUUUCAUUUUCUUACGUGCAGUUGCAUUUAUUUGCAGGUCCUUUUUUAAAUAAUACAGUUUUUUCCAUUUCAACCCUAUUUGUACCACAAACAAAAAUGAUUUAAAAAAUUAAAUGUGAACAUGAGAAGUGUAUAACAAAUCGAAGUCUUUGUAAAUUGCGUUAAGUUAAUAAAUAAAUAAAUAAACAAAUAUUAAGAAAUGCUUAA
This is a messenger RNA of Drosophila rhopaloa, 1461 nucleotides long. RefSeq names its product ubiquitin-conjugating enzyme E2-22 kDa (gene Ubc4). The coding region runs from base 350 to 949 and encodes 199 amino acids. Lineage: Eukaryota; Metazoa; Arthropoda; Insecta; Diptera; Drosophilidae. The transcript is spliced from 3 exons. Gene Ontology annotation, biological process: proteasome-mediated ubiquitin-dependent protein catabolic process; protein polyubiquitination. The record is from RefSeq and is a predicted model, not a curated record. Gene Ontology annotation, molecular function: protein binding; ubiquitin conjugating enzyme activity. Gene Ontology annotation, cellular component: nucleus.